This is a messenger RNA of Anisakis simplex (herring worm), 249 nucleotides long. The record is from the annotation of a GenBank genome assembly. Lineage: Eukaryota; Metazoa; Nematoda; Chromadorea; Rhabditida; Anisakidae.
CAGAACUACCCACCUCCAGGCCAAUACGGUCCCAACUAUGGCCAAGGCUAUCCACCACCCCCAGCCAACUACUACCCGCCACCUCCACAACAACCCUACUAUCCACCACCACAACAAGAGCGUCGCAGCGGCGGAUCUGGACCAGGCCUAUGCUUAACCGCCCUGUUGGCGAUGUGCUGCGGCUGCUGUAUGGGUGAGUGCCUGGAUGACUGCUGUGGAGACGGCGAUUUCUGCUGUUGCUGUAUAUAG